AUGGUUUCCGAAGCACCAAGCAGACAUCAUGUUGAAGAAUUGGUUGUUAACAAAUUCGUUGCACAUGGAUUCAUUGACGAUAUUGGAGUCGAUAAUAAUGAAAACCAUGUGCUCACUGAUGGGGAAGAUUCAGAUGACGAAGAACAAGCGAACGAAAAUAUGGCGAUCGAAGAGCAAGCAAACGAGGAUCUGGUGAUUGAAGAGUCAGAGAACGAAGCUCCAGAUGACGAUGAUGAUGAUGAUGAUGAUGAUGAAGAAACUGAUAGCGAUUGGUCAGCGACUGAGGACAUAGGUCACGAAACAUCAGACACAGACAUCUCUGAAGCAGAUACAUCAGACACAGAUGUAUCUGAAGCAGAUAUUGGUGAAGUGGCAGAUCCACCAGAUGAAGAUCUGGAUGGAAAAUUCAUAUCUGAAGAAACUCGCCAACAACUUAAACGCAAUCUUAACCUUAGACUUAAAGGUAGACGCAUUGUUAGCGACAUUGUCGAUCACGAAGAUCACGGCGAUCGGGUUGGUGCUGAACAAAACGGUCGACACGUGGAAAUGGUUUUGAUCCGCGAAAAACAGGUUGAAGAGCCUGUUGAAGAACGCUGUUUAGACGACGCUGGGUCGUGGCACUUCCAUGAAAAGGAUUAA
Ostrea edulis (European flat oyster) is the source of this 639-nucleotide messenger RNA. Its product is annotated as myelin transcription factor 1-like protein. The transcript has a single exon. Lineage: Eukaryota; Metazoa; Mollusca; Bivalvia; Ostreida; Ostreidae. The coding region runs from base 1 to 639 and encodes 212 amino acids. The record is from RefSeq and is a predicted model, not a curated record.